Messenger RNA from Ambispora gerdemannii, 373 nucleotides. NCBI's taxonomy places the organism in Eukaryota, Fungi, Glomeromycota, Glomeromycetes, Archaeosporales, Ambisporaceae. The record is from the annotation of a GenBank genome assembly.
AUUAUAUUAUCGGAAAAGAAGGUAUUCAACCAGAUCUAGCAAAGAUCGAAAAAGUUAAAGAAUUUCCUAUGCCUAUCAAUCUUACAUUAUUAUGCAGUUUCAUUGAUCUCAUCUCAUACUACAGACGUUUUAUCAAAGACUUUGUAAAGAUAUCAGCACCACUCCAUAAACUAUUUAAGAAAAAUCAAUCUUAUAAUUGGAUGAAAAAACAACAGAAAGCGUUUGACAUAUUGAAGCAACAUCUUAUUUCACUGUUCAUUAUUGCUUACCCAGACUUUUCACAAUCAUUCACCCUAUUUACUGAUGUCUCUGAACUUGGAUUAGGAGUUGUAUUAGCUCAAUAUGAUAAUGAAGGAAAAGAAUAUGUCAUUAU